This is a messenger RNA of Toxoplasma gondii ME49, 1097 nucleotides long. RefSeq lists its product as hypothetical. The transcript is spliced from 2 exons. NCBI's taxonomy places the organism in Eukaryota, Apicomplexa, Conoidasida, Eucoccidiorida, Sarcocystidae. The record is from RefSeq and is a predicted model, not a curated record. Bases 1 to 993 code for a protein of 330 amino acids.
AUGCGCUCCGCGGAGACUGCGUGCUUUUCACACAUGAUGGUAUUUUUGCUCUCAGCUUCCAGCCACGCGUUCGGAACCAGCGCAGCGCGUUCCUUUCACCCGCGCGUGGGAUUUUCUGUGCCUUUGAGAGGUUCUUUCAACUUCAGCUCUUUCUCAGGCUCUUCGCCGUUUCCUCGCCUCUUUGCCGCCUCUUCAACCUUUCUUUUUCCUCGUGUCUCGCGGCCCUUGUCCUCUUCCCCGCCCUGCUCUUCUCUGGCCCCCCACUCGUCGCUGCUUUUCUGCAGCGCGUGCGCUGGGAGUUCGUCACGCGUUUCCGUCUGCGGUUCUGGAGGUUCCCCCCUUUCUUUUCGCUUUUUCACCACAAAUCACCCUUCCUCUUUCCCCUCGACUCGACAGGCGUGUAUCCCUGCCGCGACUCACGCCGGAGUUUCGUCGGUCGGCGCUCCUCUCCAGUCGACGGCCUCAUGUCGCGUGGCGGCCUGCUCUGUUCCCCGGCCGUUUUUCUCUUCGAUUUCGUCGACUUCCUCCCGAUCUGGCCGACCUUUUGAAAGUCCAACACUUCUCUCGAGCAUCUACGGAGCGUCUGGCGAAGCUCGUCUCUUUUCUGGCCGUCCAACAACGCCCAACUGCGAACCCGCGGAUGCCACCCACCCAUCGAAACAGAAACUCGCAAAUUCGCCGUGCGUCGUGUGGUCGAGCAAAUCGCUUCUCAGUCCGGUUUCGACGCGACAACGAACGCUCCUGCCGCGGCAACCUCCCGUUCUGCCCGCUCCGCCACGUUUCCCUCGCUUUGCUUGCCCAGAGCGCGCGAACCAGCUCUGCAACCCGGAGAUCUUCCAGUUUCUGCCGCGUCUCUGCCGAAGAAUACCGCCCGGUCGAGCUGUCCUUUCCGUCGCGUUGCCUCUGUGCAGAGCCCCGCCACAAGUCCGAAAAAACCUCCCGCUGUCGUCUGCGUCGUCGUCAACCUCGACCGUCUGCCUCCGUGUCAGCUAGGUUCAGCUUCGGCAGAGGACUCCGAGGACGUUUGUCUCUGCCACGACUCUGACGCUUUCGCGCUUCUUCGAACAAAAGACAGUUCUCGGCUACGAGAGUCGCUG